GCAUUGGCUUAUUUUCAAAUAGUUCAGUUCGUUCUAUAGAACCAUCGAAAUCGACCGAGAAGAUGAUAAGUGUGGGUCAAUUCGUCAGUUUGGCACUAAUUGGAAUUGCGAUUCCUCUGACUCAAACGCUAACACUAAUCGAGAUGACCGGCAUGGUAACGCGGUGCGCCUCUGGACAAAAUUUCACCGAAGCCGCCAUCCCAGGUCUCCUCAAUGCUCAGUACUCGGAUGACCAGGCGACCAAGUGCUUUCUUCGAUGUUUGGGUCACGAAUUGAAAAUCUAUGACGACGCGAACGGAGUCAAUAUGCACGACGUGUGGAUCCUUUUGCGCCAGGGUCGUAAGGAUGAAGAGGAGAAGGAGUUUGCCGAAUCGCACGCCAAAUGCGUCAAAGAAAAUUUGUCCAAAGUCGCGGCGGAUGAUUACUGCGGGAGAACUUACGCAACCUACAUUUGCUUCGCUGACGAUUGGAUCCCGCUGGUUAAAGAGUUGGUUGGUGUGCCUUCCAUAGGCAGCGUGUUUGGGAUUUGAAGUGUGGAAAUAAAGUUAAAAGAUCUUCUUGGCUUGGACCACGUUGACGGGAAGAAAUGAGACGUGGUUCGAUGAUUUAUCUAUUUGAAAAUAUACAAGAUGGGUACGAUAUCUCUUCUAAUCGCA
Toxorhynchites rutilus septentrionalis is the source of this 656-nucleotide messenger RNA. RefSeq names its product general odorant-binding protein 99b-like. Gene Ontology annotation, biological process: sensory perception of smell. Bases 63 to 530 code for a protein of 155 amino acids. Lineage: Eukaryota; Metazoa; Arthropoda; Insecta; Diptera; Culicidae. The record is from RefSeq and is a predicted model, not a curated record. The transcript is spliced from 2 exons. Gene Ontology annotation, molecular function: odorant binding.